AUGACCUAUAUAUUCAACCUUGGCUUGAGAAACCAACUGGCCGUCGUCAAUGAAAGGGUUGUCAAUUUUAAAGAAAUGAGUGCAUCCUAUUAUGAUCCUCAAAGUUGUGUUUCUAAACAAGGUUGGGAUGGUUGCUUUAAAAUAGUCUCUGGUCAUACUUAUCCAUGUUUAAUUAAAUAUUUCUGGAUUUAUGCUUCUUUUGAGCUCAAUCUAAAACAAGGCAUCCUCUACAAAGCUUCUGAUGUACAUUUCAACAUCAUCUCAGCCACUUUUGCUAAAGCAAAAGACUGUGAAGUUUAUAAAGUUACUCCAAAUGUCUAUGUUUUGAAACAAAUUCAGCAUGUCUCUGUGGAUACCUCUAAUCUAUUUAAGAUACCUAAUCUUGGGAAAAUGAAUGUAUCAGUUCACAUUAAAAUGAAAACAAUUGUGAUUACAAUGGCUAAGGAAGAAGAGUCUGAAGAAUUUCUUCAGAAGGCCUAA
Messenger RNA from Vicia faba (fava bean), 480 nucleotides. The record is from the annotation of a GenBank genome assembly. NCBI's taxonomy places the organism in Eukaryota, Viridiplantae, Streptophyta, Magnoliopsida, Fabales, Fabaceae.